Messenger RNA from Dacryopinax primogenitus, 270 nucleotides. Its product is annotated as splicing factor 3B subunit 5. Bases 1 to 270 code for a protein of 89 amino acids. The record is from RefSeq and is a predicted model, not a curated record. The transcript has 5 exons. Gene Ontology annotation, cellular component: precatalytic spliceosome; U2 snRNP. Lineage: Eukaryota; Fungi; Basidiomycota; Dacrymycetes; Dacrymycetales; Dacrymycetaceae. Gene Ontology annotation, biological process: mRNA splicing, via spliceosome.
AUGCUCAGGUCCUCCGAACUCCGCUACACAGCAAACACGCAGCUAGAACAUCUCCAUGCGCGGUAUACUGGGACGGGUCAUGCCGAUAUCACCAAAUAUGACUGGAUAACACAUCAGCAUCGUGACACCUACGCGUCAAUCGUCGGACAUCCGCCGUUACUGUCUUACCUUGCUUUGGCGGAUGGAGAGGCGACAGGACGGAUCAAAUUCGAGAUGGCUGAGAAAAUGCUGCAACCGUGCGGGCCGCCCCCUCAGAAGGAGGAAGAUUAA